UCUUCCUCUCGGCAGAGUGGAGAGCCGGAGCCGCGGAGCCUCUCGAUGGGCGGCCAUGUGGGCUUCGACAGCCUCCCGGACCAGCUGGUCAGCAAGUCGGUCACUCAGGGCUUCAGCUUCAACAUCCUCUGUGUGGGGGAGACGGGCAUCGGCAAGUCCACGCUGAUGAACACGCUCUUCAACACCACCUUCGAGACGGAGGAAGCCAGCCACCACGAGGCGUGCGUGCGGCUGCGGCCGCAGACCUACGACCUGCAGGAGAGCAACGUGCAGCUCAAGCUGACCAUCGUGGACGCCGUGGGCUUCGGGGACCAGGUCAACAAGGAUGAGAGGCAAGAGGCGGGAAGGGCGGCCCGCCAGCCUCCGCCCCAUCCCGGCCACCGGGGCCACCGUCCUGAGACUCUGCCCUACGCGUGGCCGAGCCCCACACUCCUCUGGGGCCCCGUGGUGGCAGCUAACUGGCCAGGGACCCCUUGGAGGGUCAGGGGAGGCGGCCGCACCUGUGCCCAGACGGGCAUCCCGGGGAAGCUGCUCGUUCCCAAGGAGACGGGGGUGGGGGUUUGGGGCGGGACCGCCCACGGGAGUAGCUUCCUCUCUUCGGCUUCCCGCCCCUCUGCCCAGGGACGUGGCCCCCGUGUGGCUGUCCCCAGUCAGGGAGCCACUGCUCGAAAUACCCGCCAACCCGCUGUCCCCACCUGGUCUGGGCAGGUGAACAUCAUCCCCAUCAUCGCCAAGGCCGACACCAUCUCCAAGAGCGAGCUCCACAAGUUUAAGAUCAAGAUCAUGGGCGAGCUGGUCAGCAACGGCGUCCAGAUCUACCAGUUCCCCACGGACGACGAGGCUGUCGCGGAGAUCAACGCCGUGAUGAACGCACACCUGCCCUUCGCCGUGGUGGGCAGCACCGAGGAGGUGAAGGUGGGCAACAAGCUGGUCCGAGCGCGGCAGUACCCCUGGGGCGUGGUGCAGGUGGAGAACGAGAAUCACUGCGACUUCGUGAAGCUGCGGGAGAUGCUGAUCCGGGUGAAUAUGGAGGACCUGCGCGAGCAGACGCACAGCCGGCACUACGAGCUGUACCGGCGCUGCAAGCUGGAGGAGAUGGGCUUCCAGGACAGCGACGGCGACAGCCAGCCCUUCAGCCUGCAGGAGACGUACGAGGCCAAGAGGAAGGAGUUCCUGAGCGAGCUGCAGAGGAAGGAGGAGGAGAUGAGGCAGAUGUUCGUCAACAAGGUGAAGGAGACGGAGCUGGAGCUGAAGGAGAAGGAAAGGGAGCUGCACGAGAAGUUCGAGCACCUGAAGCGGCUGCACCAGGAGGAGAAGCGCAAGGUGGAGGAGAAGCGCCGGGAGCUGGAGGAGGAGACCAGCGCCUUCAACCGCAGGAAGGCGGCCGUGGAGGCCCUGCAGGCGCAGGCGCUGCACGCCACCUCGCAGCAGCCCCUGAGGAAGGACAAGGACAAGAAGAACAGAUCAGAUAUAGGAGCACAGCAGUCGGGCAUGAGCCUCUCCAACUCUAAGGUGAUGAUGACCAAGGCCAGUGUGGAGCCCUUGAACUGCAGCAGCUGGUGGCCGGCCAUGCAGUGCUGCAGCUGCCUGGUCAGGGACGCGACGUGGAGGGAAGGAUUCCUCUGAGGCAGCAGCCCCAACACAUGGGGCCAGCUCAGGACCACCAGGGAAUGGAACUGGAGACCAUGGUUUUUAAUGUUAGAACAGAAAACCCCAUACUUUUCCUAUAUCCAUGACCAAAAGUGCAAAUGAUUUAAAUUUCCAUCAGGGAGUACCCGAAUAUCGCCCACCCCUUUUCAUUCCUAUCCGUGGCUCCACAAGGGGCUUGGGGCUGAAUGCCCAUUCUGUGGCCAAAGCUGAGCUUUGACCCUCGAGGGAAAAGACAAUCAGCUUUGUGACAUGGUCAUUUUGAGCCUCAAGUACUUGGAUGACAAUGUUUCGAUUCCCAAAAAAAAAUAGAAACAUAUUCAAGAGAUUAAGGAUAGCAGAGAAGUUACUUGUAUCUGCUUGACAUAAGAAACUCUGCAAACUGGCAACAGUGGCUGGUUCUCAUAACAAAACAGCCCUUUAGUGAUUUAAUCUUCAUGCUUCAUAACAGACCAAAACCCCAUGACAUCUCCAUAUUGCAUAAUUUUGCCUUACUAACAGAACCAUAUCCCUAAGGAUGACCAUCAUUCCCCAACUAAAACGAACUAAUGUAUGAUAUUUUUUUAAGUGCCAGAUCAAUAUGGUCUAAAGCCUCAGCAAGAAUGGUGUGUAGGUGAAGAGAGACAGCUCAGUGAAUGUGUGUAAAGAGUAGCACAAGCAGACAGCUAUUUAUGUACAGUAUUCAUAGAAUGGAAAGGUAAAAUAUUUUUGCAGUGUGUAUUUAAAAGAGAAACUCGCCAUAACAGUGCCAUCUACAAAGUCUUUGCAAAGUUAAUUUCAUGUCCCUUGGAAGCAGGAGUCUGGUGGGACUGUGCUGGGUUUAAGGCACAUUUUCCCUCCUCCGUAUGUCGUGAGCCUUGUGGGUGACCUCACCGCGGUGCGUGUGCGGGGACGUGUGCCCGCCCAUGCUCUGCCACCCUGCGUUGUGAACGGCUGUUCCAAAGGCACAGACGAGUCCGGAGUGGACUCUGCAAACUCCCCCUACUUACUAUCAUCAAGAAAUCCAGCGGCGUCCCGAUACAGAGGUCCCAGUGCAGUCUGUCCAGAAUAGCCAGCUCCAUCCUCAGCAGCUCAUUUGGGCUAUAGCCAGAGCCAUAGUGCUUUAAGAAGUCUUUUACAUGUGGAAUUAACUGUAAAAAGAAAAUAAAGAGGCGAAAGCCCUACAUCACGUCACA
This is a messenger RNA of Microcebus murinus (gray mouse lemur), 2822 nucleotides long. The record is from RefSeq and is a predicted model, not a curated record. Lineage: Eukaryota; Metazoa; Chordata; Mammalia; Primates; Cheirogaleidae.